AUGGAGUACAUAUUUACUACCUUGGAGGUGUCUAAGUCUUUGAGAGGUUUGAAUAAGUUGAUUGAGGAAUUAGCCCAUUUGUUGAAUAUGAACUGUUCACCAGACAAUAAAAUUAAAUCACAUUAUGAAAUAAAGAUGCCUAACAAAUUUUUGAACUCGAUGAUUGAUUCAAUGACUACAGUUGAUACUGGAUUCACAAUUACAUUACCCUCGAAGACGAUGAGUGAUAUUCGGCGACUCGCAUCAAUGUACCCGGAGGUGUGCGAGGUGGCGAAGGAGAUGGAUAGCUGUCACGACGUCGGGGUUCUACUGCUACUUCUCUCGUUCCUUCUGCAUUUGGUUAUUACGCCCUACUAUCUAAUUGUGAAGAUCACCUCUUCUAGGUGCUUGGAUAUUGCGGCUGGAGUGCAAGUGUUGUGGUGCGGACUGCAUUUAGCAUGUACUUUCGUAGCUGCCGAGCCAAGUUAUCGGACCCAACUUGAGGUUAAGCGCAUCAAUUCUUUGAUAGCCCGUAUGAUCCUCCAAUCCAACAAUGGCUUAGUACUCAAAGAGCUGAAGAAGUUCUCUACUUGUCUAUUAUUAAAUGAGAUCUCACAUUUUGGAUUCUUUACAGGUUUAAUGAACACGAAAGCCAUAAAGGAUCCGAAAAACAAAGUGUUAGGCACUAGUAUAAGAAAAAAGUAAAUGAUUAUUUUUAUUUUUCAGAUUAUAGGAAGUGUAGCUACAUAUCUGGUGAUUAUAAUUCAAUUCCAGCUUUCAGAACAAUGAAGAUACCUUUACCACAAGUUUUCGUUAUUUAAAAUACCUAACUAUAUUAUAUUAUUGACUUUAUAAUGAAAUAAAAUGUAGUUUUGAUAAUAGUUAAUAAUGUCUCCUUUUAGAUAAUAAAUAUCUAUAUCAAGAAACAUUGCUUUUUUUAUAGCUGUAAUACUUAUUAUUUUACCUGUAGGAUCACCACUGUAGGCUAACAGCACUUGGUCCGCAGACACACGUAAAACAAUAAAUAUAUAUUUUUUAAAUAAUACAUUCAAUGAUAGAAACCGAAAACGAACCUGAUGAAGAAAGGGUAUAACUGUCAUUUACGUGCGUUUUCUUAAUGAACUACGAUCGUACGAUCUAGAGAUACAAUUAUUCGUACGAAGAAAAGACAAAACACGUACUUAAUCCUUUAAAGUCUUUUUAGAUGCGUUUUAGUGUCCUAAAUUAAGCUA
Diatraea saccharalis (sugarcane borer) is the source of this 1211-nucleotide messenger RNA. NCBI's taxonomy places the organism in Eukaryota, Metazoa, Arthropoda, Insecta, Lepidoptera, Crambidae. The record is from the annotation of a GenBank genome assembly.